Messenger RNA from Paramecium pentaurelia, 2742 nucleotides. The record is from the annotation of a GenBank genome assembly. NCBI's taxonomy places the organism in Eukaryota, Ciliophora, Oligohymenophorea, Peniculida, Parameciidae.
AUGAAUUCAAAUCAAUUAAUGGAGAAUUCAGAAAAAUCUGAAAAGUCAACUAUUGGUUAUAAUUGUUUUAAUGAUCAAUAAUUAUCUGUUUUGGAAAGUUUAAAUUAUAGAAAAACUAUUUAAAUAAUGAAAAAUCAUAUUGAAAUAUUUUAGAUAGCUUAACGAGCUCCUUUUCACAUGUCAAUAAUGAUUAAAUAAUAUUAAAAUAAUAGAUAAGAAAUUUAACAUGAUUUUGCUGGUUCAGGAGGUUAUGGAUAAGUCUUUUAUGCUGAAAAUACUUUUGGUAUUCCUUGUGUCGUAAAAGUAUAAAAAAUUGAUAAUAUUGAAGAGUUUAUAUAACAAUUAAAUGAGUAUAAGAUAUAGCAGAUUUUAAAUAAAAUAUUUCCUAUGAAUUUUGUAUAAUUGAUAGAUAAAGUUAUUAUUUUAUAAGAAAAUAUUAACACUUUUAUUUCUUACGCUGGUUUAGAAAUUGCAUUAACAACUUUGGAUGUAUAUUCUAAAUAAGUUAAAAUAGAAUAUGAAGAAUUUCAAAGCAUUUAUCAUUAAAUUUUGAAAUCAAUAAUUAAAAUGCACUCUUUAAAAAUAGCACAUAGAGAUAUUAAACCAUCUAAUAUUAUGUAUAUUAUCAAUAAAGGAUGGGUUAUUGGAGAUUUUGGAUGUGCUCUAAAAUAUGAAAAGUCAUUUGGUGUUUUUUAAAUUGAAGGAACUACUUAAUACUUACCAUAAAAACAUCGGGUUUAAGUAUUGGGUAAUAAUUUUAGUAAAUCGAAGAUGGAUCUAUUUGAAAAUGAUAUUUAUGCUUUUAUUCUAACUAUGUUGAAAAUAUAUAAACAAGAUAGUACACUUUAUUAAUUAUAAAAUAUGUUAGAUGUUUAAAAUACUUACAAAUAAUUACCUUAUGAAUUCUAAAUCCUUAAUAAAAAUUAAUCUGAAUUAUAAUCAUAUUUAGAAAGAAGUGUUACAAAAAUUCCUCUUUAACAAUAAUUUUAUGAUGAAAGAUUUAAUUAAAUUAAAAUUAUACUAAGAUAAAUCAGUACUAAAAAGGAAAACAUUAUUCCUAUUCUCUUUAAUUUAUUCCACUUUAACUAUAGAACAGAAACAUUAGCUUAUCAAAAUUUCAUAAAAAAUGAAGCGAAAAAUUAUGAUGAUUUGAAGAUGUAUAUUGAAUUAAUGGACCCAUACUUUACUGUUUAAUCAAGUAUAUAAAUACCUCAAAUUACUUCAAAAACAACUUUUGAAUAAUAUGAAAUAGUUUCCGAAUAUUGGUUUAGACUAGGUAAUAUAAAUCAAUAAUUAAAACUUUGUUAGUAAUAUUAAUAAUUUUCAUAAGAACAUUAAUUUAAAUUAAAACUAUAGGAAUUAUCAAUUUUAAUGUUUUAAGAAGAAUAUCAAUUGGCUGAUUAAUUAAUUAUCAAUUUAAUCGAUGAUGAAUAAAAUAUGGACGACGUGACAUUCAUCUAGCUUUAAAUUAUCAAAGCUAUAAGAGGUAGAAUAUGGUUGGAAGUAGCAGAUCAAUUUGAAUACUGGGUUAAUGAAUCUUAGAAUUAUGUAGACUACAAAGAGAACUGGUUGUUUUUAACUCUUGGCAAUUUAUCUUGGUUGUACAAAAGUUCAAUAAUUAAGCAUUAUUAUACUCCAAAGGAUCAUAAAAUACAAGAAAUAGUUAAGCAAGAGAACUAAGUAUUUACUUUUUCUUCAACAAAAUAACAAAGAUGGAUUGAAUUAUGUAAUUGGAAAGGUAUUGAUCAUGUGAAUAGUGUUAAAGAAAUGAUAGAAUAAUUAGAAUAAAGAGGAGCUGACAUUUAUGGAAUUAAGAUUUUCAUAUAGUAAUUAAUUAGACGUAUUGAUAUGAGUGAUGAUAAAUAGAAAAUAAUUAAUUUAUUUGAAACAGCAAUUUUAUAUUAUGAACAUCAUUUUCAGAAGUCAAAUUAUUUUUGGGAACUUUAUUUUCAUUAUUCUUAAUAUUGCUUUUCUAUAAAAGAAUUUGAAAAAUCUAUGGAAUUUGCAUUGAUAGCUCUAAAAUUAGUAGAUAUUGAUAAUUAAUAUUAUUAUAUUUAGAUAGAAUUAAUUAUAAUAGCAAUUUUAACAAAAUUAAAUAAUUUCGAUUAAUCUAAAGAAAGAAUUUCAAAAAUUUGGUAAUUCAUUAUUAAAAUCAACUCAAAUAAAUCUAGAUCUAUAUUAUUAUAAAAAUUACAUUCUAUUUUUACAUUAUUUUUCAGAAAUAAUUAGAUUGUAAAUUUAGAAUUAAUUUAUAAAGAAUUAUCUAAUUAUUUAGAAUAAGAAUAAGAUAAUUCAAUUAUUUUAUAGUGUUAAAGAUAUAGAUCUGAUUUAGCAUUUUUUACUCAAAACAGACAAUAAAUUAAUCAAAUCUAUAAAUCUUGGAUACCAUUUUGUUUAGAUACUUAAGAUUUUGAUCCUUAACUAUUUGCAUUAUUUUAGAAAUAUGUUUACAUUUAAUAAUAAUUGAUGAAAAGUGACUCUGAACAAUAAUAAUAUCUUUCAGAUUUGGGUAAAUUCAAUUAAAAUUUUAUUAUUUAUGAUGAUAUAAUUGGAUUAAAAGGACAAGAAGUUUUACAUAUCUAAAAUAGUUAAUGGUAAUAUUUAUAAGGAGCCGAAUAAUUAAAUAAAGAAUAAUUAUUUAAAUAAAUGGCCAUCUAAUAGUAAAAGUAUUUCGAAUAUAAUUGUUAUUAAGAUAUAAAUAUUAUUCAGAAUUUAAAUAAUGUCAUAAUAAAUUAUUCAUGA